This is a messenger RNA of Arachis stenosperma, 2266 nucleotides long. Its product is annotated as BTB/POZ domain-containing protein At2g13690-like. Lineage: Eukaryota; Viridiplantae; Streptophyta; Magnoliopsida; Fabales; Fabaceae. Bases 351 to 1988 code for a protein of 545 amino acids. The record is from RefSeq and is a predicted model, not a curated record. The transcript has 2 exons.
UGAACAUUGAACAGUGGUUCACACGGGGAUUCAGUGAAUUGUGAAUUCCUUGCUUGAGCGUUGGCAGCGCCUUUUGAUGGAUACUUGACUUCACUUGUCGGAUUGUUGUGAGUGAAGUACAAUCAUCAAUUGGUUUCUGUUUCUAACUACCACUUUCACCUCAAAAAUGAAAAGGCCAUCCGACCGCAAGAAAACAAAAAAUAGGCAACUCAUGACACCAAAAAACAGGCAUCAUCUCUCGUGACACUAGGCUGUCAGCUCAGCUCCUCUCCCAUUUCCAUUUUCACUAUAACUCGUACUCGCUCACUAACUCAGCGGCGCAACUGAGUCUGUGACUCGCCCGCCCCAAAAUGGACUACUUGUCGUCCCGUAGAGACCGGAAGCUCGUUUCCCGGCGGCGGACGUGGUGCUGCUCAUUUACCACCCCUCCGGCGAGCCCCGAAAACUCUUCAUUCUCUCACACCAAAUCGCCCCGCAACAAAACCGAAACGCUCUCAUCAUUAUCGAAGCACACCACGCUCGCCUCCGUCCCCAACUCCCCUAAAUCCCCCUUCCCCAUCGUCUCUCGGAUUGACCCUCGCCGGAUCCUCUCUCCCGGAAGGGUCUCUCCCAUCGACUCCGAUCCCGCCCUCACGAUUGAGCCCGAACCUGAACUACGAUCCGCAAGCUUCCGUGCUCCCACUGCGCCGAGUUUCCGGUCGUCGCCGCCGGAGAUUUUGGGCUCAGGUUCCAGUUCCAGUUCUGUUGAAGGAGUCAACAAGAAUGGCUUUGAUGUGAGAUUGACUUUGAGAGGGAAGAGAGGAAGUUGCAUGGUUCUGGAGGUUGAUUCGGGAGUUCUGAGCGCGAACUCGGAGGUUUUUGCGGAUUUGGUUGGCGAUUACAAGAAGGGUUUGUCGCUGAAGAAUUCGAGUGAAGCACCCAAGAUGUGUAGAAUGGAGGUUCCUGCAGUUGAGAACUUGGGUGUUUUCAGAGACACCAUCGAGCUUAUGUUCGAAGAUGACGAUGAUGUCACAAAGAAGCUCAUCAAGAUUGGAGUCUAUCGAUCCAUUGACAUUUUGGAGGUUUCGGCAGGCAUCAUGUUCAACAAGGGGGUUUUGUCCUGUUUGAAAUACCUUGAGGCUGUUCCUUGGACGGAGGAGGAAGAGGAGAAAUUGAGAAGCCUCUUCACAAGAUUUAAGUUUGAUGAUGCAACUGCAAGAGACAUUCUAGCAAGACUGUACUUGCAAGAUUCAACGGAUUCCCAAUUCCUGCCAAAUAUAGCGCGGCAACUAGUUUGGUCUAUCAGCACUUGUGAGGAUGCCAAUGCAAGAACUGAACUCAAGUCCCUGAUGAAGGGUCUUCUGUGUAACCAUCUUGACAUCAGCAAGGAGGAUCUCUAUGCUGUUUGCCGCUCAUGUCUGGCUUCACUUGUUAGCCUCUUUGAGGAGACGUCUGACACAAUCCCUCCCAGAAGUUUCUUGGUAAAAAAAGAUUCGAGCAAGACUUUGAUUGAGCGAAUCUCAAGAGAAGUGGAUAACAUCAACUGGUUGCUAGAAAUUAUGCUUGAUGGGCAAGUAGCAGAUGACUUUGUGAAUAUAUGGGCAGAUCAGCAGCAACUUGUUGGAAUGCAUGAAAAUGCAUCCCCCAUGAUCAGAUACGAACUCAGCCGAGUGUCGGCGAUUCUGAUUAUUGCCAUGGCUACAAGAAAACUACAAUGCAGGUUGGAAGCGAGAUCAGGGCUUCUCCAAGCAUGGUUUAGGCCUAUGCUGUUGGACUUUGGUUGGUUACAGAGAUGCAGGAAAGGACUUGACAUGAAGGCCAUGGAGGAGGCUAUGGGACAGACACUUCUUACGUUACCUUUGAAGCAACAACAUGUGCUGUUUAUGGUUUGGUUUAGGUAUUUCUCAAGUCAUGGCACUGAAUGUCCAAAUCUAAGCAAGGCAUUCCAAAUAUGGUGGCGCAGAUCAUUUUUAAGAGGCUCUGAAACUUAUGCCAUUGAAUCAAGAUGAAUACAUCGCCAUUUGGCACCACUACAUCAUUUCCUACCGGGAGUUUCUCUAAUAUAUUUCAAACUCAAUAACAUAGAUAGUCUUAGUUGGAUCUUAACCGUAGCAGAGCCUUUUGACUGAUUGUGUUAGGAAAUUCUUUUUAUUAUCCCUGAUUAUUAUGUAAAUGAAUUUCCUAUCAGAUUGUCAAUUAUUUAUUUGUUUACCUUCUCUAUUUAGUGAGAAGGAAAGGAAAACAUUUAUUUAGAAAAAAUAAGUGACAAUUGCUUAAUACCAGCUAA